CACUCAAUACAGCCAGUUGAAAAUGCUGUCGGGCUUGGUUUUGCUGCUGUGAUCCACAAAUCCUCCACCCGGGCUGCAGCGCUAACCAUAAACCAUCUCGAUGCCAUGAGAGAGAAUUAGGAUUAGAUAAAAAAUAAAAUAAAUACCAUAAAUACGCCGUCAAACGCGUUGACACAGUCAGUGAAAAUAUGCAAAAAUAUGAGAAGCUAGAAAAAAUCGGGGAAGGAACAUACGGUACCGUAUUUAAAGCGAAGAACCGUGAAACGCACGAAAUCGUAGCUCUGAAAAAAGUCCGGCUAGAUGAAGAUGAUGAAGGUGUUCCAUCCUCUGCCCUACGAGAGAUUUGCCUCCUCAAAGAGUUGAAACACAAGAAUAUUGUUCGUCUGUACGACGUUCUUCAUAGUGACAAAAAACUGACUCUAGUCUUUGAGCAUUGUGAUCAAGACCUUAAGAAGUAUUUCGAUAGUCUUAACGGAGAGAUUGACUUGGAUGUCGUCAAGUCAUUUCUGUACCAGUUAUUGCGUGGAUUGGCGUUUUGCCACAGCCACAAUGUUCUUCACAGGGACCUUAAACCACAGAAUUUGCUUAUUAACAAGAACGGAGAGCUGAAAUUAGCCGACUUUGGAUUGGCUAGAGCCUUUGGAAUACCAGUAAAAUGUUACUCUGCAGAAGUAGUAACUUUGUGGUACCGUCCACCAGAUGUCUUGUUCGGAGCAAAAUUAUACACGACAUCCAUAGACAUGUGGAGUGCAGGGUGUAUAUUUGCUGAAUUAGCAAAUGCUGGCAGACCACUAUUUCCGGGGUCAGACGUUGAGGAUCAGUUGAAACGAAUUUUUAAAAUGCUGGGCACUCCGACUGAAGAAACAUGGCCCGGGUUAACUACAUUGCCUGAUUAUAAAUCGUUCCCUCCAUAUCCAACAUUAGGUGGAUUACCCCAGUUUGCGCCAAAGCUAAACUCUAGAGGCAAAGAUUUGCUGCAGAGAUUAUUAGUUUGUAACCCAGCACUACGUCUAUCUGCUGACGAGGCGAUGGCACACUCGUACUUUGCCGAUUUAAAUCCAGCUGUGAAGAACGAUCGCUGUCAAUAGCUGGUUGGCUUUAUUUACGAUUCAUAUUCUUGACACUCCAGUAAUGAUAUAUUUAUUAUAUAUGAACGUACAAUAAUCUAGUUAUGUGUAAUAGUACAAUGUCUUGUGUUGUUUAGGUAUUCCAGCGUGUGGACGUGUGUGUGUGAGUAUAUAUGUGUUUCUCUGCACAUAUAUCUAAUGUAAGUGCGUAUGCAUAUUAUUUAUGAAUAUACAAUUAUAGUUAAGGUAUAACAUAAUAAGUGAAUAAAUCUUUAAUUUUACUGUUGUUCAAUUUAA
Molecule: messenger RNA, 1364 nt
Organism: Neodiprion virginianus
Lineage: Eukaryota; Metazoa; Arthropoda; Insecta; Hymenoptera; Diprionidae
Gene: Cdk5
Product: cyclin-dependent-like kinase 5
Exons: 7
Coding region: 189-1088 (299 amino acids)
Biological process (GO): protein phosphorylation; synaptic vesicle transport; axonogenesis
Cellular component (GO): cytoplasm; nucleus
Molecular function (GO): ATP binding; cyclin-dependent protein serine/threonine kinase activity
Source: RefSeq, a predicted model, not a curated record